CGCGAAAGCGAAAUAAGUUCGAGAUGUUUUGGUUAAUAUUAUUAUUUUUUAUCUUCACAAAAGUAAGUUACAGUGCAGAUCACUACACUUUCAAAAAUUGCUCAAGAGUGGAUUUUUGCAAUACCCUGAGGAACCGAGUACCGUCAGAUGACUACACUCUAGAUGCCACCAGUAUAACCCUUUCUUCAGAUAAUAAAACACUAACGGCUCGUUUGAAAUCUAGUGAUAAUAGAUCUGACUUAAAUCUUACUCUAAAUGGUCUACAACAAAACACAUUCAGGCUAAAAAUAACCGAAGUUGACUCUUCUAGAUACGAAUUACAAGAUGUUCUUGAUGGAGUACCAACACCUCUGAGUUUUGGCACCAUCGAAACUGGAGCAAACUCAGUGACAAUAACCACAUCUGACUCAAAUUUCGUCAUUCUAAACUAUUCACCUUUUAACAUCGAGUUCAUUAAAAACGGAGUCACUGAAAUUAUCUUUAACGGAAAUCAGUUAUCACUAGAAAUUAAUAAUGCAACUUCACCUUUUACGUUUGGUGUCACAUUUCCACAAGCAGUGCAACUUUAUGGUCUCCACGAACACUGCGAGACUUUAGCACUAAAAAAUACGUCACUAAAUGGUACCGAUCCUUACCGUCUAAAGAAUUCAGAUGUUGGGUACUACGAAAUCGAGUCGCCGAUGGCUUUAUAUGGUGCGGUACCAGUUCUCUACGGACACGGUAUUAAUGCUACAGAGGGCGUUUUUUUGCACAACGCAGCCGAACAGUGGAUUGAAACCACCAAUAAUCCACUUGGUAGUAGUCACGCUUAUUUCAUCGUUGAAACUGGUACUUUAGACCUCUUCGUACUACUUGGGCCAACACCAAAAGAGGUUGUUCGACAAUACACAGCUCUCACUGGUAGAGCACCCGUGCCUCCAUUGUGGUCUUUAGGUUAUCACCAGUCAAGAUAUAGUUAUGAAUCUCAAGAUAUCGUCGCUAAUAUUAGUUCCAAUUUUGAUGACAAUAAUUUCCAGUUGGAUGCGAUUUGGUUAGAUAUUGACUACACUGACGGGUUUAAGUACUUCACGUGGAACUACACCACGUUCAGUGAUCCUGUUAGUCUACAACGGAUUCUAGCUAGUACUAACAAGAAACUAGUGACCAUUAUAGACCCACAUAUUAAAGUAGAAAAGGGCUACAGUGUGUAUGAUCGAGCUUUGGCGAACGAUUUUUUCGUCAAAAACCCCAAUGGGUCUGUGUUUCAAGGACCAUGCUGGCCCGGUACUAGCAGCUACAUCGACUUUUUAAAUCCAGCGGCCCGAAAUUACUACUCUAGCUUGUACUCUUAUGAUAAUUUUCCCAAUUCAACAUCCACCAUCAGCGGGAUUUGGAACGAUAUGAAUGAACCUUCAGUGUUUGAUAAUUCGCUUGAAAUGACCCUCCCUGGUGAUAGUCGUCACAACGGAAACGUAAAACACCGCGAAAUACACAAUAUCUACGGUUAUCUUCAAACCAUGGCCACGUAUCACGGUUUGUUAGAUCGCGAUAACCAUCAACGCAGACCUUUCAUUCUUACGCGUUCUCAUUUCGCUGGUUCACAAAGGUAUGCUGCCCAUUGGACUGGAGAUAAUCAAGCAGAUUGGUCGUACCUUCAUGCAGCUUUCCAGGGAUGUUUGACUGCUAAUAUCUUGGGUUUGGUGUUCUGUGGUGCUGAUGUUGGUGGCUUCUUCAACAAUCCUAGCAACGAACUAAUGGAAAGGUGGUACCAAGCUGGUGCUUGGCUUCCAUUUUUCAGAGCUCAUUCAAGUAAAGACACCAAGAGACGUGAACCGUAUUUGUUGCCUGAAGAGUCGCAGACUGUGAUACGGGAAGCAAUUCAGACUAGGUACAAGCAUCUACCAGUUUGGUACACCCUGUUUUACGAACAUAGGCGUACCGGAGAUCCGAUUAUUAGGCCCUUGUUCUAUCAGUACCCUGAGGAGAGGGCAGCGUAUAAGAUUGAUAAUCAGGUUUUAGUGGGUACUGAUAUCUUGGUCCGGGCAGUGUAUGGAACUAAUGUUACAGAAGUAGAUGUGUAUUUUCCUGCUGGUGAAAAUGAAGUAUGGGUUUCUGCUACUAGUGACGAUGUUCGAGCAGGAACUGGUCUAACUACCAUUGCUGUUGUCAGAGAAUAUUCGCCGAUAUAUUACAAAAGAGGUGCUAUAAUUACCAGAAAAGAUACAAUAAGGUCAAAUACGGUUGAAAUGGAAAAAGAUUGUCAUACCCUUUACUACACUGCUAACGAAGAUGGUACUGCCCAUGGUACUAUCUAUCUAGAUGACGGGAUUAGUUUUAAAUACCGAGACCAGUCUGAUUUCAAAUACAUAAGUAUCGAUAUUGAUAGCACCCACAUUUCUUUCACGUACAUUUUAGUUAUAAAUAUAACAAAAUUUCUAAUUUUGACAUUUUCCAGGACCCUUGAUGGAAGUGGUGAUUAUGAGUUUGUUGUAGAAAAGAUUGUACGCCGAGAUAUUGUAAGCCUUCCCAAGAAUGGCACUCCAGGAUCUUAUAAGGAAACUAUAUUGACCAGAGAUGCUGAUGGCGAACUUCUAAAAAACAUUAAAACUACAGUUAUCAAACUAAAAUAAGUUUAUUGUGAAAUAUUGAUAUGAUCUUCAUGCUAAUUUAAUUGUAACAAUAUCAUUAAACUUGAAUUUCAAAUUUUUAA
Messenger RNA from Zophobas morio, 2689 nucleotides. Its product is annotated as neutral alpha-glucosidase C-like. Bases 24 to 2609 code for a protein of 861 amino acids. Gene Ontology annotation, molecular function: alpha-glucosidase activity; carbohydrate binding. The record is from RefSeq and is a predicted model, not a curated record. Gene Ontology annotation, biological process: N-glycan processing; carbohydrate metabolic process. NCBI's taxonomy places the organism in Eukaryota, Metazoa, Arthropoda, Insecta, Coleoptera, Tenebrionidae. The transcript is spliced from 8 exons.